GGGAGCCUUUUCCUUGGCUAAAAAACAGAUGAUUAGACCUCGGAUUGCUAGUUAUCUCCACAUAUAAUGACGUGUAUGCAUUAGCUCUAAGAGACCUCGGAAUUGGUCUCAAUAACUACCUAGGUAAUCAGUGGCAUCGAGGGAGCUAAGCCGAAACUGCUUUUUCGGUCCCCAAAAGCCUGGCCAUUCCUUUCUCUCGCCAUUCAAAAUCAUUCGUUAUCAUUGUUAGGAGAAGAUUCUCCAUUGAACUUGCCUCAACCGUACUCAAGCUCUUCCACAUUAUCAACAUCAUCAUCAUGAGUGAAAUCAAGCAAAUUUCUCUCGCUGAAGUUCAGAAACACAACAAAAAGGAUGACCUGUGGCUAAUAAUUCAUUAUAAUGGUGCGUAUUUGCGUCUACAGAUUCCCGACCAUGUGUUGACAGCUUCACAGUUUACGAUGUAACCAAUUACCUUGAGGAUCAUCCCGGUGGAGCAGAUUCCUUACUUGAAGUCGGAGGACAAAACUCAACGGUUGCUUUUGAAGAUGUUGGGCACUCAGCUGAUGCGCGAGAAACGAUGGAAGCAUUUCUGAUAGGCAGGUUGGAAGGUGCACCUGAUGAGGCAGAUGAAGAUAGAGGACUACCAAUGCCUAAACCAGAUCUGAAAGCAAAAUCCAAAGAUCAAGAUUUUAAUAGCGAAGCUCCACUCAUAACUGCAGGUAGAGCUGGACUUAAGAUUUUCUCGCUUGGAUCGGCGCUUUUCUUGGGCUUCGAAGUUUAUUCCAAAUCGCCAAGAAUUGGAUGGCUUCCUGCGCAACAUGGUGGAUUUUGGAAAGGAGUACUUGUUUCUAGUAUUGCUACAUUAUCUAUCGCGGCAGGAGUAGGACUUUACCUCGAGAAGGCACUAGCAGGAUCUGAAAAAAAUCCUUACUCAUACCCAUCGCAUUUCAAACCAUCCGUUUUCAUUGCAAAGCCAAUCACGAAAGUCAAAGGAUAUCUACAGCCGGAGAACUACCAAAAGUUGCCCUUAGUUAAAAAGGAGAAGAUAUCUUCGAAUACUUAUCAUUUAGUAUUUAAACUUCCAAAAGAUGAUAUGAUACUUGGUCUUCCAAUUGGACAGCAUAUUAGCAUUCGGGCGGAGAUUGACGGGAAGCUUGUUAGUAGAUCAUAUACGCCCGUUUCUAAUAACUCUGAUCCUGGAGAACUUCGAUUGGUUAUCAAGAUGUAUCCAGAUGGGCUUCUCACUGGAAAAUAUCUUCAGCACCUCAAAGUUGGGGAUGAGAUUGAGGUACGUGGACCAAAAGGUGCCAUGAGAUAUCGAAAAGGGAUGGUAAAGGAGAUAGGAAUGAUCGCGGGUGGAACAGGGAUUACACCAAUGUAUCAGGUAAUAAUAUCUACUCUGCCCUACAGAAUUCAAGCUGACAUGAAGAAGUUAAUUCGAGCAAUAUGUGAAGAUCCAACGGACAACACAUCCGUUACUCUUCUCUACGGUAACAACAGUGAAGAAGAUAUUCUUCUCCGGGAACAAUUAGAUGGUUUCGCAGAGAAAUACCCCGAGAACUUCAGGGUCCAUUACAUAAUAUCCAACCCAUCCAAAGAUUGGCAACGGGCUCAAGGAUAUGUGACAAAAGAGAUGGUCGAAGAGAAAUUCCCAAAGCCAAGUGACGACAGCAAGGUGUUACUUUGUGGACCUCCUGGUUUGAUUGAAUCUAUGAAAACUAGCUUGGUAGAGCUGGGCUGGCAGAAACCAAGAGCAGUCAGCAAACUGCCAGAUCCUGUCUUUUGUUUUUAGUUGCAUAUCGAUCAUUUGGUUAUUGGGAUAGGGCAUUGGAUUAUUAUUAGAGGAUAAGAAGAAAAGCGAGAUAGGGGAACCGAAGAAAUUCCCA
Sclerotinia trifoliorum is the source of this 1865-nucleotide messenger RNA. The record is from the annotation of a GenBank genome assembly. Lineage: Eukaryota; Fungi; Ascomycota; Leotiomycetes; Helotiales; Sclerotiniaceae.